Messenger RNA from Sphaeramia orbicularis (orbiculate cardinalfish), 4855 nucleotides. It is a transcript of the gene zmiz2, whose product is annotated as zinc finger, MIZ-type containing 2. Gene Ontology annotation, molecular function: zinc ion binding; SUMO ligase activity. Gene Ontology annotation, biological process: protein sumoylation; regulation of transcription by RNA polymerase II. The transcript has 20 exons. NCBI's taxonomy places the organism in Eukaryota, Metazoa, Chordata, Actinopteri, Kurtiformes, Apogonidae. Gene Ontology annotation, cellular component: chromatin. The coding region runs from base 485 to 3151 and encodes 888 amino acids. The record is from RefSeq and is a predicted model, not a curated record.
UAUAGUGGGUCAUUGUGCAAUGAGGAAGGUAUACUGAGCUGCCAGGUUAUGGCCUGCCCAUGUACAGACUGCAGCCCUGCUAAGCUUUUUCUUACUGAAUAGGUUAGCGAGUUAACCGCUUAUUUUUUCAGUUAUACUUAAGGUAUAGACGUGACAAUGCACGUAAGUUUAUAAUAAAGAAGAGCAGUUAGCACUGUAAUAUUUAAAGCCUUGAACAGUCAUCUUAAUACCUGCUUGGGCUGUAAAAGACGAAAAAGAAAGCAAGGUUUAAUAUAUUAACUGCCCACCGACGCUCGACAAUACGGUUAUCAAGCAGCCUUGUCUUGUUUCCUAACGUUAGCCCGACUGCGACACUAGCAGGCUAAUGUCAUCUAGCUAACUUCACAGUCUACAAUCAAGUGGCUACAUCGUCUGGCAGCUGGAGCAGCCUAAGGGCUGCCACUUAAGACAGAAGGGGCUCUCUAAUGAUCCCGCCGUUCAUCCGAUGAACCACCUCAACUCCAUGAAACCCUCCCUGCCUCCCACUCCACAAAGCAGCGACGGCCCCUUCCUACAUGACCCAGUCUCCUGGCAACCAGGCACCAAUCAGCACGCAGGAUCUCUCUCUGUAGUAACCACAGUGUGGGGCGUGACCAAUCCCACACACAGCCAGGUAUUUGGUGCACCCAUGGGUCCGGGUGAGAACUCCGGUGGCCACAUGAUGCCUGGCGGUAGCCCUGGUAUGGGCGGCGGCAUGGGCUCUCAGUUUAUGGGGCAGCAGUCAUACAGCGACGCUGUGUCAAAGGGCUACGGCCAACCAGUCAUGUAUGGACGUCCUAACGCCGCCUACAACCCGCCACCCUACGGUGGAAGUUACUCUGGUAACAGUGGAGGAGCUGGUCUGGGAGUCCGUCCUCCCUCAGACUUUACCCAGGCUGCUGCUGCUGCUGUUGCUGCUGCUGCUGCCACAGCAACUGCCACCGCUACGGCAACUGUUGCAGCAAUACAGGAAAAACAGAAUCAGGAACUGAACUAUGGCCAGAUGGGUGGAGCAUCCUCUUACAGCACCCAGUUCCUGUCUCAUUCUGGCCCUCGCGGCCCUCCAGGGAUGAAUCCCGGUGGGAUGGUCCCUUCCAGGCAUGUCCCUCCACCAUCCGCUGGGGGCAUGUAUCCCUCUCACCCAGCACAGACGCAGAAGAUACCCCAGCACGGAGGCUAUUCAGGUGGACAGCAAGGGCUCAAACGGCCUUUCCACUCAGAGGGUUUUCCAGUGCAGCAGUACAGCUCUGGUGGGAUGUCAGGGUACCCAAACCAGCCUUUGCAGUACCCCACUGGUCCUCAGCAACGAUGUGCCCCCUCACCCUCUUAUCCCUCCAGCCGCAUGCCUCUCAUGAGCCAGUACAAUUCUGGAUCACACAACCCAGCCCAGUUCCCCCCUGGAGCCGGCCAGCCAAAUCCUCCACAGUAUUACAAGUCGGAGCCUUUCAAUGGUCAGGGCAGCCUGCCAUCUGGAGGAGCAGGAGGAUAUAAUGCCUUCACACAGGCUGCAGUGAAUGGGCCAAGCAGGGGGGCAGUGAUGCCAGGGUAUCCCACCUCACCAAUGGGAGGUAAUCCAACCCCUCCAAUGACCCCUGGAACCGCCAUGCCUCCUUACCUCUCCCCUGGCCAGGACACUAAACCCCCAUACCUCCCACCAGACACCAAGCCCAACAUCACCGCUCAGCAGGCUUCUACAGGAAACCCCAGUGACGAUCUGCGCCUGACUUUCCCUGUACGGGAUGGCAUCGUGUUGGAGCCCUUCAGACUGGAGCACAACCUUGCUGUCAGUAACCAUGCCUUCCAGCUGAGAGACUCAGUCUACAAAACACUUAUGAUGAGACCUGAUCUGGAGUUACAGUUCAAGUGUUACCACCAUGAGGACAGACAGAUGAACACUAACUGGCCUGCCUCCGUACAAGUGAGUGUCAAUGCCACACCUUUGUCCAUUGAAAGAGGUGACAACAAAACCUCUCACAAGCCUUUGUACCUGAAACAAGUGUGUCAACCGGGACGUAAUACUGUACAAAUCACCGUAACAGCUUGCUGCUGUUCCCAUCUAUUUGUGUUGCAGCUUGUCCACCGGCCGUCUGUCCGGUCUGUCCUCCAGGGGUUGAUGAAAAAGAGACUACUGCCAGCUGAGCACUGCAUCACUAAGAUAAAAAGAAAUUUCAGCUCUGGCACUAUCCCUGGGACCCCUGGGCUGAAUGGAGAAGAUGGUGUAGAGCAGACAGCAAUCAAAGUGUCUCUCAAAUGUCCAAUCACAUUCAGACGGAUCCAACUGCCUGCCAGGGGGCACGACUGCAGACACAUACAGUGUUUUGACUUGGAGUCCUAUUUGCAACUAAAUUGUGAAAGAGGGACAUGGAGGUGUCCUGUGUGCAAUAAGACGGCUUUACUGGAGGGACUGGAGGUCGACCAGUACAUGCUUGGGAUUCUUGUGUACAUCCAGAAUUCGGACUACGAGGAGAUUACCAUAGAUCCUGUCUGUGGUUGGAGGCCGGUUCCUGUCAAACCAGAUCUGCACAUAAAGGAGGAGCCCGAUGGGCCAGUGCUGAAACGCUGCCGCACAGUCAGCCCAAGUCACAUGGUCCUACCUAAUGUGAUGGAGAUGAUCGCUGCCCUGGGUCCAGCUUCCUCUCCCUACCAGAGUGUUACUGCAGGGGGCAGGAACACCCCCGACUACAACAGGCCAGCGAGCCAGGGAUUUUCCAACCAAACAGGAUUCACAGACUUCCCCAACACACCUGGUACCCCGACACUAGGAGAGUACGCACCUUCAGGACCACCACCCCCAAUGUCUUAUCAGUCUGACCAGCCGCCUCAUGCUGGGCGAAUCGAACACUCCCACAACAUCCUCCAGCAGCACAGUUCAGGUGUUCAUGGUAACCAGGGCCUCGGUGAUGCUGGCAGCCCACUACCACAGCGGAACUCUAAUACCCAGAAUCCCCGGAUGCAGACUGAAGGCUCAUUUGGUCUGGGAGGCCCUGGAGCACCCGGGGUAGAUGGAGCUGAUCAUACACUAGAUCUUCUUCCUGAGCUGACCAACCCCGACGAGUUGCUGUCUUACCUGGGUCCCCCUGACCUCCCCAACAACAGCAGUGAUGACCUGCUGUCUCUGUUUGAGAACAACUGACCUUCACAUUCUCACAGCAGUCAUCUUUCAAUCCAGCCUCUGCUUCUCUGUUCGCUGUAGCCCCACCCACAUCAGUUUAAGACGCCACAGUCUGUCGGCUCCCACUACUUCUGUGUGUGAGUGUGUAUGCGCGAGUGUCUUUUUGUGCGCAUGAGUUUGUGUGUGUGUGCAUAUGUUUUUGUGUAUCUUUGUCGUUUUGAAGUGUCCUGCUUUACCUUGAAGUUCAUUCAGUGCGGUGUACAGGUAAAGGAGGGGACCACUCUUUGUACAUGUAAACACUGUCUGUGAAGGAUAUUACAGUCCAUGCAGUAGGCACUGACUCCUCAGACCAGCAAUUAAAACUAUAGCACAAGUCACAGGCUGAAGGAUUCAUGUUUAAAGAUUAUAUUUGUUUGGAAAGAAGAAGUUGGAACAGACUCAUUAAGAUCCAAAGGUGAUGUAAGAUAAGGGCAGAUAAAGUGAUCAGGCAGAAGAAAUGUUUAUCACUAAGUGAACUAGAAAGUCAUUAAGUAAAGGGAAGUACCUCCGCCACAGUCAAGUAAUUCAAUUCCAAUGUUAGUUAAAACAAAAAGGUCUAUUUUUCUGAAUCUGUUCCAAAAUAUAGUGACUUCCACCUAGUUUUCAUUAAAAUCAGUGCAGUAGUUUAUUACAUAAUUCUGCUGACAGACAAACAAUCAGACCCAGGUGAAAACAUAACCUCCUUGGCGAAGGUAACAAGGAAGAAAAAGUAGGCCGAGGUGUGUAAAAGAUAUUUUUAAUAAAAGAAGUUGGGAGAGAGCUGAGGUUCAUUUUGCUACAUCCUUCAGCACUGUGAAAUACAUACAACUCCCACCUUUCACUCUGUUGUCCUCUUUGGGGGGUUUCAAGCAUACUGUAAAUGAGUACAGCUGUGUGUCAUGGCAUUUUCUGCCAUUUGAAAGCUAUUUGUAUGUUUUUAAAUUGUUUGACAUGUAUAACCCAUCAUGACACGGGUUUAUGUACUGUAUAAUCAACUGUUUUCAUUAGAGAACGUGUGUGUAUGAAAAUGAAUUGUUAAUCAUGGUAAAAAUUAAUGUUAUUAGUUGGAUAAUGGAUCAUUGUUAGCACUGUAUACAUACAUAGAAACUUAUAACGCAGUGGUAAAAAUCUGAGGCCACACAAAUUGUAUGUGUGACAGAAAAUGGACAGUCAUUAAUGCAGUUAAAAAGGCCGAGUUUAAAAUUGUUCUUAAUACCACUUUUUAAAGCCGACACUUUUCUAUGAAUGACUUUCGGACUGAACCCUUUGGGGUCCAAUAUUGCUAAGAGAAGACAACGAUAAACAAGGUUCUUUGCCAAUUGAGCAACAAUAAUAUGUUAUAUUUGGAAAUUAUGGACUAUUUAAAUGCAAAUUUGCGAAAAAGCUUUUUUUAAUAUGUAAACUAUUCCACAUAUUUUGUAACACAUUGUAAUUGCCAUUAUUUUCUAUUUAUUUUUUAAUCAUAAUCGUCAUUGUACCUACAGUUACUUUGUCCCUUUCCUGAAACUCAGAAUUAAAAUCACUUUAUUUGCCCACUUUGUUUUGUUGGCUCUGGUGCAGAAUUAUGUCAGUGACUUCGAUAACUAAGCGUUGACUGGUACAAAAGAACAUGCUCGUGAUCUGUGACAAAACGCCACUGUUAACUAAGUUUUAGGUAUUGAUAAAAUCUGGACACUGUGAUGUAAUAAAAAUAUACUGGCUGAUAAC